CCACUGGUCAAGAGCCAUUCUGUGACUUUAUUUCCGGAAGUGCAUCUUCAGAUUGUCAUUUAUCCCAGAUCCAAGCAGACAUCCAGCUUUUACCAUCCAAGCCACAGAAUGACUCAUUGGUUCCACCGAAACCCAUUGAAAGCAACUGCACCUGUAUCCUUCAACUUCUAUGGCGUUGCUGGUAGCCCAUCAGCAAAUAAGAUAUGCAAUGACUUGAGGACAACGAGGGCAAGACUCUUGGAGAUGUUCACGGAUACCACCUGCAAUCCCGAGAUCAUGAAAAAUGCCACAGAUAUUUAUUUCUCACUCUUACAAGGAUUCAUUGCAUCUCUGGAUGGCACCACACAAGAGAACAAGCUUCGGUUCAUGCAGAACUUCAAGUGGACUGACACUUUGCAAGGAAACACCCCAAGUGCCCAACAAGAUGCUAUUUUUGAAUUGGUCUCCAUGUCCUUCAAUGUUGCAAUUUGGCACACCAAGUUUGCCUCAAGACUUGCAGGAAAGGAAAAUGUAACCGAGGUAGAAGCAAAAGAUGUCCACAGGAGCCUGAAAUUUGCCGCUGGGAUUUUCAAACACCUCAAGGAGGUCCACAUCCCCCGCCUCAUCACCCCAGCGGAGAAGGGCCGGGACCUGGAACCCAGAGUCAUCGACACCUACAUGUUCCAGUGCCAAGCAGAGGCACAGGAAGUGACGAUUGCCAGAGCGAUUGAACUCAAGCAUAACGCCACUCUCAUUGCAGCCUUGGCAUUCGAGACCGCAAACUUCUGCCAGAAAGCUGACCACACACUGAACACACUGGAGCCAGAGUGCAGCAGUAAGUGGAGGAAGUACCUCCAGCUGAAACAGCACUUCUACAUGUCCUAUGCAUAUUGCUACCAUGGACAAACACUCCUCGCGAGUGACAAGUGUGGCGAGUCAAUAAGAUCUCUCCAAGAAGCAGAAAAGUGCUACUCCAGAGCCGAGGCUCUGUGCAAAGAGUACCGUCAGACCAAAGGGCCGGGUAGCACGGCCAAGCCCUCUGAGCAACUCUUCUUCACCACGCUGGGUGGCCUGAUCAAAAAUACCCUGCAGAAGUGCGAGAGAGAAAAUGGAUUCAUAUACUUUCACAAGGUCCCAGCCGAGGUGCCCCAGCUAGAGCUGAAGGCUAGCUAUGGCCUGGCUGAGCCAAUCUCCUUUGAGUUCCCAGCCCUCAGCGAGCAGUGCACCCCUGAAGUCUACAACACCUUUGAUCUCACCAAGGGGGCCAAAGACGAGAAGGCCAAACCCAAGCAGGAAGAAGAUGUUAAGCUAGUGAAGGAACCAGAUUUGAAGCCUCAGAAAGAUACAGGCUGCGUCAUCUCCUAAACAGAGAUGUGGGGGGGCAGAAGAAAACAAGGACCAGAAGAAAAACAUGACUGCAUGGAUUUAUUGAUGCAUUGGUUUGUUUUAUCUGUUGUGUUUUAUGAUCAGUGAUUUACGGUAGUAUGACCAUCUGUUGUAGUUCAUUUUAUACAUAGUAGUUUUCUAUUUUUUUAUGUUCAUGAUAUUAUUGGGUCAGACUUUAUAUUUGAAAUGUUCUCUCACCAGUGCUGUUGGGGAUUUUGGAUCUUUAUUUAUUGCUGUCAUUUAAGAAACUGACAAUUAAUAUAGUAAGAACUUUUAACACUCCACGAUGAAUAGCCAAUCUUUUGUAGAAAAAAUUGUAUGUUUUCAAUUAUUUUAUUUUUCUAUUGCUGAGAUUCUCUAAUUGAAUCACAGUUUUCUUGCAAUUGAAAAGACACCGUACUCUUCAUUGCUGGGUAUGGCCUGUAUUUAUGAUAAAAACUAUUGUGGAAUAUUCCCCUCCUUUAUUGGAGACUUGAGGACAAGGCGGUGCUUGUCUUGGGUCAUAAUAACCUGAACAGGGCCAGCUGUUCAGUAGGAACAUGGAAUAACGUCUGGGAAGUUCUCAGGAAAGCGCGAUGUUCUGAACGUUGUAGAUAGAAAUGUCACGCAUGACUACUCUGCAUGAGAGAGUAGCAGGCCUGUUCUACGCAAAACCUUUGAACGUUCCAUAACAUUGUGCCCUAUGGAAGGUCUCCCGAGUGGCGCAGUGGUCUAAGGCACUGAAUCGCAGUGCUAGCUGUGCCACUAGAGAUCCUGGUUCGAA
Messenger RNA from Coregonus clupeaformis (lake whitefish), 2128 nucleotides. RefSeq names its product BRO1 domain-containing protein BROX. The transcript is spliced from 13 exons. The record is from RefSeq and is a predicted model, not a curated record. Bases 109 to 1344 code for a protein of 411 amino acids. Lineage: Eukaryota; Metazoa; Chordata; Actinopteri; Salmoniformes; Salmonidae.